Molecule: messenger RNA, 646 nt
Organism: Archocentrus centrarchus (flier cichlid)
Lineage: Eukaryota; Metazoa; Chordata; Actinopteri; Cichliformes; Cichlidae
Product: myoglobin-like
Exons: 4
Coding region: 38-481 (147 amino acids)
Biological process (GO): oxygen transport
Cellular component (GO): extracellular exosome
Molecular function (GO): heme binding; oxygen binding
Source: RefSeq, a predicted model, not a curated record
AUAUUUUACAACCUUGCAGGAUCUGUCUCUUCACAUCAUGGCUGACUUUGAUGCAGUUCUGAAGCACUGGGGUCCAGUGGAAGCAGACUACACCACCUUUGGUAGCCUGAUUUUGACUCGUUUAUUCCUGGAGCAUCCAGAGACCCAGAAGCAGUUCCCAAAAUUUGCCAACAUCCCUCAGGGUGAGCUGGCCAAUAAUCCAGCUGUUGCUGACCAUGGUGCCACUACCUUACAGCAACUGGCUGAUCUGCUGAGGGCCAAAGGCAACCAUGCUGCCAUUCUCAAAGAUGUGGCCAACAUCCAUGGAAUUGAGCAAAAGGUCCCCGUUAAGAGCUUCAAGCUACACUUUGACGUCAUCAUUAAAGUCAUGGCAGAAAAGGCUGUACUCGAUGCCGGUGGACAACAGGCCCUGAGGAACGUGCUGGACAAAGUAUUUGCUGACCUUGAGGCCAACUACAAAGAGCUGGGCGUCACAUGCUGAGACUGACAUCCUACAAGUCAUACAAAGCAGAACGCAUGAAAAAUAUCCAUGUGCAAGUGAUUGUUUUUUUAUAGGAACAUUAAAAGCCUCAGUCAUCUUUAAGUUAUACACUUCAGAUCAGAUUAAGAGUAUUCAGAGUUGCUUGCAUUGCAAGAUUACUGUCAC